Messenger RNA from Panicum virgatum (switchgrass), 935 nucleotides. RefSeq lists its product as uncharacterized. NCBI's taxonomy places the organism in Eukaryota, Viridiplantae, Streptophyta, Magnoliopsida, Poales, Poaceae. The transcript is spliced from 5 exons. The record is from RefSeq and is a predicted model, not a curated record. The coding region runs from base 1 to 732 and encodes 243 amino acids.
AUGACGGUUCUGUCGGCGGAGGGCGAGACAGCGCGGGAGCGCCACAGGCCGGACGGGGCAGGACCCCCAAUUGCAGUCUAUGUUCCUACUCUGCAGUGCCGAAGAAGGCUGUGUUCCGGGGAGCACCGUGCCGUGCGGCCGAAGAAGCGAGGGCCUUCCUCGCCGUCUCCAGCAAACGAUACGCCCGCGGCGGCACAAAAAAAAAUAAAUCCGCGGGCUCCCGAAACCAAGCCGCGAAUUGCGAUCGCAGGGACAAAUUCAAAAAUCACGGCAGAAAUAAAGAUUCGAAGCAGCAACCGCUGGCUGCAGAACCAAACCCGCACGCGGCGGAGCAGCAGGGCUGGCGGAGGCGGGAAGCGCACGACCGGGCUCGACCCUUGCCCAGUUUCCCGCCUCCGCCUUCCCCGCGCUCACGCGGCGACGGGCGGGUCCGUUCCCGCCGCCGCGGCCCGCCGGCGAUGCGGCGACGCUGGCUCUCCGCCGACGGCGUCCUCGCUCUGCUCCAUCUGCUUGACUGCUUCUUGUCGAUUCAGGAACUUGUAUGGGAAAGGUGGCAAGGACCAAGGUGGUGCAGCCUCCAGCCAGGAUGGAGAGCGAGGUAGAGAGACAAAUGGGGGACCUUAUCCUAUGCAAUCGCAUGUGCUUUCUGAGCUUCUGUUCCGAUUAAUUUAUUCCCAUCGGAUACCCCUGUUAUUUUCUCCUUGGUCGUCACGCCCAAAAGAGGAAGUUUGAUGAAUAUACUCCAGACUCCAAGAAGGUACCUGCCUAUUUCCAUCUCUAAUACUGAGGAACAUGGCGUUGCUUAUUCGAAUUGUUCUAUUAUUUCCUUUGCCCCCAUCCCAUCAUAUUGUUUUGUUAUGAACUUAUGAUCCGUUCCAUCUCGUUGUCCCAUAUGCAAUCACAUAUGUGACUAGAUAUACACAACACUGUCACAA